CUAGCACGACUGUUACUAACAGGACAGCUCCUCCUCGAACAACAACUACAGUACUGCUUCAUUCACGCCCGACUUUACCCUAUCCUUCGACACUCUACAUCCCUGGUUGUCGACCCUUUCAUCUUUGAACCCUUCCCAAGACAGUAUCCCCAAACCCCCGAAUCCCGAAUCCGACAACCGCGACCUCUGCCCAACAUGCCUAGCGCAACCGGGUCGAGCUGGGAGAAGUACAAGAAGAACUUCGCGGACGAUGAGGAGCCGGAGAAGAAGAUCACCCCGUUAUCAGAUGAGGAUAUCCAAGUUCUAAAGACCUACGGCGCCGCUCCAUAUGCGGCGGAGAUCAAGAAGUUGGAGAAGGACAUCAAAGAGAGGCAAACGAGCGUGAAUGAGAAGAUCGGUGUCAAGGAAUCCGACACGGGUCUUGCACCACCACAUCUAUGGGACAUCGCAGCGGACCGUCAGAGAAUGCAGGAAGAGCAGCCUCUUCAGGUAGCACGAUGCACGAAGAUCAUACAAGACGAGAAAGACCCCGAAAAGAGCAAAUACGUGAUCAACGUCAAGCAGAUAGCGAAGUUCGUGGUGAACCUCGGGGAGCGGGUGAGCCCGACAGAUAUCGAAGAAGGCAUGCGCGUAGGCGUUGAUCGGAACAAGUACCAGAUUCUGCUACCGUUGCCACCGAAGAUCGACCCCAGCGUGACGAUGAUGACGGUCGAGGACAAGCCCGACGUGACAUAUGGUGAUGUCGGAGGAUGUAAAGAGCAGAUUGAGAAGCUACGAGAAGUUGUCGAGAUGCCCUUGCUUUCGCCGGAGCGAUUCGUCAAUCUGGGCAUCGACCCCCCGAAAGGCGCUCUUCUCUAUGGACCCCCCGGAACCGGCAAAACGCUUUGUGCACGAGCUGUCGCCAAUCGGACCGAUGCAACCUUCAUCCGAGUCAUCGGUAGCGAACUGGUGCAGAAAUACGUUGGAGAGGGUGCCAGAAUGGUCCGAGAGCUGUUCGAGAUGGCCCGUACAAAGAAGGCCUGCAUCAUCUUCUUCGACGAGAUCGAUGCCGUUGGUGGAGCGCGUUUCGACGACGGAGCCGGUGGCGACAACGAAGUGCAGCGGACGAUGUUGGAGCUGAUCACGCAACUCGACGGCUUCGACUCAAGAGGCAAUAUUAAGGUCAUGUUCGCAACCAAUCGCCCAUCCACUUUGGAUCCGGCACUAAUGCGUCCCGGCCGCAUCGACCGCAAGAUCGAAUUCUCCCUCCCGGACAACGAAGGCCGCGCGAACAUCCUCCGUAUCCACGCGAAGAGCAUGUCCGUCGAGCGCGACAUCCGAUGGGAGCUCAUCUCUCGCCUGUGCCCCAACUCCACAGGCGCGGAGCUGCGGAGCGUGGCAACCGAAGCGGGGAUGUUCGCGAUCCGCGCGAGGAGAAAGGUGGCGACGGAGAAGGAUUUCCUGGCCGCGGUGGAUAAAGUGAUCAAGGGCAAUUUGAAGUUCAACUCGACGGCGACGUAUAUGCAAUACAAUUAGUGGUGGGACAUACCAGCACAUCGGUGUGCCCCGGGGUCCUUUCAUUUUGUUACACGUAUUUCAUGGCGAGUUUCGCGAGGCGUUGGUCAGACUCAAUGGUGCACAUGCAUACCGUCACAUGGCGAAUCGAGUCUGCAUGUCGAUCUUGUAUUAUAGAUUCAAUGGAUACUUGACUUCGCCCUCCUAUUACGCUUGGGGAUCACAUUAAAGGGACUCUUUCUUUAGCAGUUACAUCAGAACGAUACACGCCUCCCUACGAGUAUAGGUCACCACGACAUCCAAGGCAGG
Messenger RNA from Eremomyces bilateralis CBS 781.70, 1803 nucleotides. Its product is annotated as proteasome regulatory particle subunit Rpt1. Gene Ontology annotation, cellular component: proteasome regulatory particle, base subcomplex. Gene Ontology annotation, molecular function: ATP binding; proteasome-activating activity; ATP hydrolysis activity. Gene Ontology annotation, biological process: proteasome-mediated ubiquitin-dependent protein catabolic process. The record is from RefSeq and is a predicted model, not a curated record. Lineage: Eukaryota; Fungi; Ascomycota; Dothideomycetes; Eremomycetales; Eremomycetaceae. The transcript has 5 exons. Bases 196 to 1515 code for a protein of 439 amino acids.